This is a messenger RNA of Culex quinquefasciatus (southern house mosquito), 3436 nucleotides long. It is a transcript of the gene mmm, whose product is annotated as dynein intermediate chain 3, axonemal. Gene Ontology annotation, cellular component: inner dynein arm. Gene Ontology annotation, biological process: inner dynein arm assembly; cilium movement involved in cell motility. The record is from RefSeq and is a predicted model, not a curated record. NCBI's taxonomy places the organism in Eukaryota, Metazoa, Arthropoda, Insecta, Diptera, Culicidae. Gene Ontology annotation, molecular function: dynein heavy chain binding; dynein light chain binding.
UUAAAAACGUUUGGAUUUGAAACUUCAUUACAAAAUAAUUCUCUUGAUAACUUUAUGUCUUAUUCAUCUGAAAAAUAAUUGAUAUUCAGCUCUCACAAUGAGUCACGUGUCGCAGAUGAGCCAUCUCAAGUCCACCAGCGGCUUCGACGAUGGAAAAUCCGACAAAUCCGACCGCUCCGAGGACAAUCUGGAGUUUGACUCGUCCGAAGACGAGGAAAUAUCGAUUAUUUUCGGCUUCAAGGAGGACGAGGCCCGCCAGCGUUUGACGAGCUUCCCGAAAUCAACCCGACUGGUGAUCAGUCCGGAUCUGCAGGCCGAGAUCGGAAUGGAGAUUGGACACACCAUCAGCGCCGAACACCCGUGGAAGCAGAUUAAAAAGGAAGUACUGGAGGAUCAUCUUCCGGGCAAGAACAAAGAACAGCAGCAGCUUAAGGAGAAGCUGAAGGAUUUGGACGCGGGAAAGCUAAUUUUGGUGGGAUAUUCGCCGGAGUUGUCGACCGAAGACGAUGUGUUCUUGGUUUUUAUCGACGAUCGGGAAACGAAAGAAGCGAGCGAGAUCAUUAGGCGCAUUGAACUGCUGGAACGGCACAAGGCGCGUGGUAUUCUCAAGAAGCGACCUCGUAAGUGGAAGGAUCAUGGCAGUCAUAGGAAAGUUCAAAUGUUCAUACCAGUUAAACGUACAAAUGUUGUCAACCUGGAGACUCAAAAUAUAUUCCCGGUGAAGCGAUGCAGCUAUAACUUCAUUCACCGGUUUGUAGACGAUGCUCGCGAUGGCUAUGUCGAGCUGAUACGUGGAAAGACUCGAUUUGAUAACAUCCAACGUAAGUUGGUUGAUUUUGGGAUUCAAACUGGUCCGCCCAAGAUCCAUCAGUACCAGCAGACGGACCCGACGUUUCCAACAAACGCGUGGUCCCAGUAUUUGUACGAGAUUACCGAUGAGGAGCGAGAAGUGGCCAAUAAAAACGCGGCAGCUACAGGCACGGGUGAUGAGAACCAGAAGCCGCAAGCCAAUAGCUACGUACAGGAACUUUUCAACACGCUACAGUUCAACCAAGUCGACAUGUACAAGAAUGAUUACCCGUUCAUCUCUAAGAAAAAGAUCCACAAGUAUCAAACGCCGAUUGUUGAAGAGUGUCUUUGCUUUGCGGACCGUGCCAAAUGUGGCAAUCGGUAUGUGGCGGCCAUGGAUUGGCAUCCGCAGUAUUCCGGAAUAUUCGUCGCAUCGUAUGCAUUCCAGACGUUUUGUACCGUUGUGAACCUCGAGGAGAAGGAAACACACCCUGUCGAUCCAGUGAAUCGGAUCAUCUUCGAAAAGUGCCCCGUUUUGAUGUGGGGAUUCGAUGAAACACUCACUCAAAAGUUAGAACUUCGAACGAAUCGAGAAGUGACGGCUUUAUCGUUCUGUCCAUUUGAUGGAGCUUUGCUGGGAGGACUCGCCAGUGGACAGAUUAUCAUCUGGGAUUUGAAGGGUCAAAUUGAGCGCGUUGAGAGGGUAGAAGAUAUUACGCCCGAACAGAUGAGAUAUCGCCAGGAAAUACGAAACCUUAUGGGAUGGUCCAAAAACGAAGAGAUUGAUCGUGCCGUUGAACCGGUGGCCAUUAGUGCAUUAGAUAAAUCUCCACGCAGGCCGAUAACGGCGAUCAAGUGGCUACCACGUAACUAUUACUGCGCCACAACGGGUCAAAUUCGGGCCCACGCUGAUAAGCUGCAUCGCUUCGUUAUGACCGCAUCGAUAGAUGGCUCUAUCUGCUUUUGGGACAUGGAUUUCACCGUCCCGGCAGUGAAAAAAGCAACUCAAACCUCGAAAACGGUCAACGACGGCGAGGAAUCCUCAUAUCAAAGGCUGGACAACGUAUUUUAUCCAAUAUUUCGAAUCAAAUGUGAAACACCGAUUACGUCGGUUUCGGUCGAUGAGGCGCUUUAUCAGUUCAUCCCAUUGAAAACCGACUACAAACGGGCUGAGAUUGGAACCAGAAUCGAACAUCGAGUGGAACCAAUACAAGUGGAUUACCGCAUGAAGGUCGUCAUCGGAAGUCUGAUGGGGGAAAUUAUCCAAGGUGAAUGGGAAGGGCACGACUUUGACCAGGGCGCCACCACGAACGAAGAAACCAUGAAGUCCAAGGAAAAAUUUGCCGCCAUUCACGAUGGACCGAUUCUGCUGAUCGAGCGAAACCCAUUCUGUGGGGACAUAUUCCUCUCCGUUGGUGGGAACAUCCUGGCGCUGUGGAGUGAAACGUGCAUGGAUUCGGCGAUUUUCUGGAGAAAACGAAAGUCUCGCGUCACCGCCGGAAGAUGGAGCCAGGACAGACCGUCGGUGUUCUUUAUAGCGGACAGCAACGGAGAUUUGGAAAUCUGGGACACGAGCGUGCGGAUCGACGCCCCAUGCCUCAUCACCAGUCUGGGGGGACACAUUCUCACGUACCUGUCGCAGCAUAAACUAUCCGGCCCGCGGAAAUACCUUGCAGUUGCGGAUUAUAAUGGAAGCAUCAGAGUUCUUACCAUCCCAACCUGUUUCUCGGAACCAGUUGCGAAUGAGCGGAAGAAGUUCAGAAAAUUCAUCCAACACGAACUAUCUCGCAAGGAGUCCCAGGAAGCGUGGGUUCGAUCGUACUACGAAGCACACAAGGAUACGAUUGAGACGCAACUGAGGGCUCAACGCGAGGCCAAGGAGCUCGCCGAACGCAUGGAAGUCGAGCAGAAGGAACACGCGGAGUUUAUGAAGCGCCAGGCGGCUGAAGAAGCUAAGAAACGUGCUCUCCGAGAUUCUGAGAAACGGGUAGACCUGUCCAAACGACUCGAUGCUCGUUGGAAACAGAAAAGUUUUCGACGCCUUUUGCACAGCAUGAUGGCCAAGCGGAACAUCAGCCCGGAUCAGUUGGCUAAGCAAAUGCGACCGGAAAAGGAAAGGCGCAAGUACAAUGAGGAAAAGCGUGGUGCAAUCGCGGAAGAUUUGGCACGCGUGAACGAGGACUAUGAAGAAGUCAAGACCCAGCUAAUUCCGGUUGAAAAGGUGAUCGUGACCAGAGCUGAACUUCUGAAGGAGCGCAUGGGAAAAUACAAGGACGAAAUACUGGACUACGAACGAGUUGAAGCGGAAGCGCGCGAAGUUCUGAGGAAUUUCCAGCUUCCACCGGUGGCCAGCUUCACCGACAUCCUCAUCAAAGGACGCUACCGGAGGGAAGCAAUCAAUCGUGACCUGGGCGCAAACCUUGAGCAUUUGGCUAGCUAUGAACAGAAGAAACUGCAGCGACGUCUGGCCGCCAAUGAGGCACGCGGAGACACGGAGAGCACCGCCAGUAUCACCAGCCCGGAUGCACUCCAGCGUGCCCGGUCGGUUACCUUCAUCGAUGACAUUCCGGAGGAAAUUCGACGCCAAAUGAGCGAGGAGCAAGAGCUCGAGUCACCCCGCAAGAACACGCCAGAACCCGAUGAAUAA